AUUGUGUUCGAGGGCGCCAAUAUUCGAUCCGACGUUUUCUGGUUGAAGGACAGGUGAACAGCUCCUCGCGAAAGAGGCUUUGGAUGCUGUGGAGACAGAAGUCGGAGGCCUAUCCGCUUGCUUUGAAAGUGAGUUGCAAUGGGGAGCACCGCCUGUUUCGUGAUUGUUGGGAAGAAUGAUAAUCCACUUUAUGAGAGCGAAGUGGGAACAGGGCCCAAGAAGGAAGAGUCAGCUCAUCUCCACCAGUUCAUCCUACACGCUUCUAUGGACGUUGUUCAGGACGUUCUCUGGAGCAACAAUUCCAUGUACUUCAAACACAUCGAUCGAUUUAGUGACUGGUUUGUGUCUAGCUAUGUCACCGCUGUCGUCCUGUCAGCUCCUCCUCCUCCUCCUCCUCCUCCUGCUGCUGCUGCCGCUGUUGCUCCUGCUCCUGCUUCUGCUGCUGCUACAGCUGCUACUGCUGCUGCUACUGCGGCUCCUUGUCCUCCGGCUGUUGCUCUUCAUCCUGCUGCUCCUGCUCCUGCUCCUGCUUCUGCUCGUUCUGCUGCUGCUGCUACAGCUGCUACUGCUGCUACUGCUGCUACUGCUGCUACUGAUGCUACUGCUGCUACUGCUGCUACUGCUGCGGCUCCUUGUUCUCCAGCUGCUGCUCUUCAUCCUGCUGCUCCUGCUUCUCUUGUCUGCAGCUGCACAUUCUCUCUCCUGGUAGGUUCAGACCCUUCAGGGUGCCAGCCUUGCUGGAUGAUCCAUACUGCUUGACAUGUCUGUCGUCCUGUGUGGGUAUUUCCUGUACUGCUGCUCUAUCUCUAGCCUCAGCAGCAGAUCCGCAUCG
This is a messenger RNA of Chara braunii, 832 nucleotides long. The record is from the annotation of a GenBank genome assembly. Lineage: Eukaryota; Viridiplantae; Streptophyta; Charophyceae; Charales; Characeae.